UUGACACUCAGCCACUGAACCAUACUGGCCGGGCUCUUUGUUGGUUUUUCCACGUCCAAGUAAAGAUUCAAAGGCAGUUUCCUAGGGUUCUGGGAAUGGGGAAUUGAAGAAAGAUGUGAAUCCUGGAAUGACUAAAUGGGGUGUCUAUUUCCUCUGCUUUUCCAGCUUUGUAAAAGAUAUCCAGGCUUUAUGCGUGUGGCACUAUCGGAGCCCCAGCCUGAGAGGAGGUUUUUCCGUCGUGGCUGGGUGACAUUUGACCGCAGUGUUAACAUCAAAGAGAUCUGUUGGAAUCUGCAGAAUAUCCGACUCCGGGAGUGUGAGCUGAGUCCUGGUGUGAACAGAGACCUGACUCGUCGCGUCCGCAACAUCAAUGGCAUUACCCAACACAAGCAGAUAGUGCGCAAUGACAUCAAGCUGGCAGCCAAGCUGAUCCAUACCCUGGAUGACAGGACCCAGCUCUGGGCCUCUGAGCCUGGGACACCUCCUCUGCCAACAGUCAGUGACUCUUCUUAGAACUUUUUCAAAAGCAGCCGAUACCCCCUCAUUUGCUGUUGGCACCUCUGGUCUUCUAGCAGAACAGAUUGGUGUUAGUGAUUAUUUGUGGGCUGAGGUAGAACGAAUACAAACGUGAAGACAAAUCCUGAGGCAGCAGUAACAGGCCAAGUGAGCCUUGAAUUCUUUCAGCCUCACCUUGCCUUUCAAAUUAGGCUCCUAGGCCACCUACUCUGAGGGGCUUUCUCUGCUUCACUUGCCUUUGUUCUCCCAACUAGAGUCUGCCCUCUCAGAACCCAAUUUUGAAGAAUAUCACUGACUACCUGAUUGAGGAAGUGAGUGCUGAGGAGGAGGAGCUGCUGGGGAGCAGU
Molecule: messenger RNA, 863 nt
Organism: Miniopterus natalensis
Lineage: Eukaryota; Metazoa; Chordata; Mammalia; Chiroptera; Miniopteridae
Source: RefSeq, a predicted model, not a curated record